Aspergillus versicolor CBS 583.65 is the source of this 2640-nucleotide messenger RNA. Its product is annotated as MFS transporter. NCBI's taxonomy places the organism in Eukaryota, Fungi, Ascomycota, Eurotiomycetes, Eurotiales, Aspergillaceae. The transcript has 4 exons. Gene Ontology annotation, molecular function: transmembrane transporter activity. Gene Ontology annotation, biological process: transmembrane transport. Bases 1 to 2640 code for a protein of 879 amino acids. The record is from RefSeq and is a predicted model, not a curated record.
AUGGGCCAGAUCCAACUGCCACCGCCCGCCUCGGACGAGCUGCCCGCCUACAACGAGAUCGACCCAGUCCCAGUCCCAGUCCCCUACCGCGACGACGACACCCAGGCCCUAUCGCCAGCCUCAACCUCAACCGCCUACGCCAUCCCCGGCCAGCAGAAAUGGCACAGCAUCCGCGGCGCCCACAGCGCAGCCGGCUCGCUCUCUCUCGACCCGACUUUCUCCUCUGAACCCUCCACGCUCGAAGCCUUCAUCACGUCGCAAACCCGCCUCCCCCCGCGCCCCUGCCUCGUCGUCCACGGCCACCACAAACAAACCCGCCGCAGCGGAAACGAGACCAAAACCGAGAACGUCACGGACUUUGAUUUCCGCAUUGACCUGACACGCACGAUUCUGCGGUGGGGACGCGAGGAGCGCGAUGGGCCCAGCCAGCGAUGGUCGUAUACCUCUGUUGUUAGCGAUGGGGAUGGUCAGAAGGCUUAUCGCGGUGGGAGGAUUCCUGCCCGGCAAAGAAAAUCGAAAUCCGGUCGCAUUGCCCUCCCAGAGGGUGAGGGUGAGCGAUUGAUGGAUCUGGAGAGUGGAGAGGAUUACCCUGGGAUUAAGGGCUGGUGUGAGCGGUUCUGUGUAGACUCUGCGCCGGUGAAGUCGUUUACGUAUCGGCGCAAACUACACGGGUUCGAUGCAGCGCCCAUGCGCACGGCUUUGACGUCGCAUAUCCGCUCGACGGGAUACCAGGGACAUAUCAGCAUAACCCCCGUGACGGCGAACGGGUUCGUGACGUUCUACUCGCCGCACUGGAUCAAUAAGCUGAGGAAUAACGCCUUCGUGUAUUGGGCGUGCAUCAUCCUGCAGCUGUGGCUGAUUACGUGGCCGAUUAUCUGGGUCAUGGAGCGGCGGUAUGAAGUCGUCCGGUCCGAGUGGUUCUCGUCGCAGACUGUGGCGGAUCCGUCGCUGCCUGGUGGUUCUGGCAAGAUCUAUGCGGGUGGGCAUAGUGAGCAGGCUGCCGCGGAGCUGUGGGCGCCUGUUGUGAGGGAGGCGGCGUGGCAGGGGAGAUGCCAUGGAGAGAUUCUGGGGGAGGCAGAGGUGCUGGAGCUGAAGAGACAGGGGGUGCAGCGCAGAGAGGCUGUUCCGGGAGAGGCGGAGGGCUUGCUACAGCGUGGACAGGCAGCGCUGGGGGCGAUGGGGAUCAGGAGUAUUGGGGGAGUGAAUGUCACUGGGGGGUGGGGAGGGGAUAGCUCCAGUGCCAGCAGCUCGCGCUUUAAGGGGAAAGUGUCGAACCGCCUUGUCAAUGCGCUGCUCUGGGCACCGCCGCAAUGCCGCUGGAACCCUGACAACCCGCCCAAGUUCAACAUGUUGUUGAACUUGUUAUUCGCCUUUGCCGGCACUUUCACCGUUGCCAAUCUGUACUAUGCGCAGCCGCUGCUCGAUCUCCUGGCGGACUUCUUUGGCGUCUCGCAGGAGCGCGCCUCGCUGAUUCCGACCUGCUGUCAGGCUGGGUAUGCCGCGGGGUUGAUAUUGAUCUGUCCGAUGGGUGAUAUGGUCCGACGCAGGCCGUUUGUUCUCUUGUUGACGUUCAUCACGGCGACGAUGUGGCUGGCUCUGUGUUUUACGAAUUCCUACAGCGUCUUUCUGGCGUUCAGCUUCCUCACCUCUGUCACCACGGUCACUCCACAAAUAAUGCUCCCACUCGUCGGUGACCUAGCGCCCCCAGCCCGGCGCGCCACAGCCCUCUCAAUUGUCUCCUCCGGCCUCGUGCUAGGGCUUCUCUUCGCCCGCCUCCUCUCCGGCAUCAUCGCCAACGCCUCCCACUGGCGCAACGUCUACUGGCUCUCCCUAGCCCUACAGUACCUCAUCUUCAUCCUCCUCUACCUCUUCAUGCCCGACUACCCCUCCACAAACACCAACAUCUCGUACCCGCGCAUCCUCUCCUCCAUCGCCGUCCUCUUCACCAAACACCCCGUCCUCGCCCAAGCAACCCUAAUGGGCCUCCUCACCUCCGCAACAUUCACCUCCUUCUGGACAACCCUCACCUUCCUCCUCUCCGGCCCUCCGUACUACUACAACACCCUCACAAUCGGCCUCUUCUCCAUCGCAGGCCUAACACCCAUGUUCUUCAACCCGAUCUAUUCCCGCCUGGUUAUCGACAAAUACACCACCCAGCUCUCAACAACCAUCUCGCUCCUUGUAGCAAUAACAGGUAUCGCAAUAGGCGCAUAUACAGGGACAUUCACAGUCUCCGGCCCAAUCCUACACGCCGCGCUGCUCGAUUUCGGAAACCAGGCCACCAUGGUUGCGAACCGUGCGGCGAUCUAUACUGUUGCGCCCAAGGCGCGGAAUCGCGUGAAUACGGGGUAUAUGGUUGGUGCGUUUGUCGGGCAGCUUAUGGGCACGGCGGUGGGGAAUAGGGUUUAUGCGGCCAGGGGGUGGGUUAUUUCUGGGACGGUCAGUUUGGUGCUUUCGGCGGCGGCGUUGGGGGUGGGUUUGCUGAGGGGGCCGAAGGAGACGGGGUGGGUUGGGUGGAGGGGGGGUUGGUCUCUUAGGAGGGUUGAUACUGCUUCUGGGCCGGGUACUGUUGCUGCUGUUGAUACUGCUGGUAAUGGGAGUGGGAGUGGUCCUGGUAAUAAGGAUAGUCAGGCAGUCUGA